Messenger RNA from Hevea brasiliensis (rubber tree), 1630 nucleotides. Its product is annotated as GABA transporter 1. NCBI's taxonomy places the organism in Eukaryota, Viridiplantae, Streptophyta, Magnoliopsida, Malpighiales, Euphorbiaceae. The transcript is spliced from 7 exons. The coding region runs from base 153 to 1532 and encodes 459 amino acids. Gene Ontology annotation, cellular component: plasma membrane. The record is from RefSeq and is a predicted model, not a curated record.
CUCACAGAGAGUCAUAAGUCAUACCUAAAACCAUCAUCAUCAUUAUCAUUUUCAAAAGCAGCUUGAUCAGCUCAUUCACUAUAAAUUUCCUUUCUUUGCUCUCUUCAACUCAUCAUCAUUAUAAUCUUAGAGAGAGAGAGAGAGAGAGAGAGAUGGGUACCACAGUAAUGCAUGGAGAAGAGGAUGCUAAUUAUAGAGUCCCAAAGCAAGAACCUCUCCACGUUCAAAAGGAAGACCUUGAUGCUGGUGCUCUUUUUGUCCUCAAAUCCAAAGGAUCAUGGAUGCAUUGUGGAUACCACUUGACAACAUCAAUAGUAGCACCACCACUACUCAGUCUGCCAUAUGCCUUGACAUUUCUUGGAUGGGUUGGUGGAAUUUCAUGCUUGAUUAUUGGAGCUUUGGUCACUUUCUAUUCGUACAAUUUGUUGUCUCUUGUUCUUGAACACCAUGCUCAUUUGGGUCAUCGCCAACUUCGCUUUAGGGACAUGGCUAAUCACAUCUUGGGGCCAAGAUGGGGCAGGUAUUAUGUGGGCCCAAUUCAAUUCACAGUGUGUUUUGGUGCUGUUGUUGCUUCCACACUUCUUGGAGGCCAAUGCAUGAAGGCAAUUUACUUGCUAUCAAACCCUAAUGGGACUAUGAAGCUUUAUGAGUUUGUCUUAAUAUUUGGAUGCCUAAUGUUAAUACUAGCUCAAAUCCCAUCUUUUCAUUCCCUGCGGCACAUCAAUUUGGUGUCUUUGCUUCUUUGCCUAGCUUAUAGUGCCUGUGCCACUGCCAGUUCGGUUCAUAUCGGAAAUUCGUCGAAAGAACUUAAGGAUUAUUCUCUAAAUGGAGACACCCAAGAUCGAGUUUUUGGUAUCUUUAAUGCCAUUGCCAUAAUUGCCACAACAUAUGGCAAUGGGAUCAUCCCAGAAAUUCAGGCAACCAUAGCAGAACCUGUGAAAGGGAAGAUGUUCAAGGGAUUGUGUGUAUGUUAUGCUGUAGUUGCAGUGACAUUCUUUAGUGUUGCAAUUUCUGGGUAUUGGGCUUUUGGUAACCGAGCUGAAGGUCUAAUCCUUAGCAACUUUGUAAGUAAUGGGAAGCCUUUGGUGCCUAAAUGGUUUGUUUUGAUGACAAAUAUCUUCACUAUUCUCCAACUAUCAGCAGUUGCUGUGGUUUACUUGCAGCCUACAAAUGAAGCGCUGGAACGAACAUUUGCAGACCCCAAAAGCAAGGAAUUCUCUGCUCGUAACGUUAUCCCGAGGUUUGUCUCAAGGUCAUUGUCUGUGAUCAUAGCAACUACAAUAGCAGCAAUGCUUCCAUUUUUUGGAGACAUCAAUUCAUUGAUUGGAGCUUUCGGUUUCAUGCCUCUAGACUUUAUCUUGCCUGUUGUUUUCUUCAACUUGACAUUUAAGCCAUCAAAGAAGAGCUAUAUUUUCUGGUUGAAUACAAGCAUUGCAGUAGUUUUCUCAGCUUUGGGGGUUAUAGCGGCAAUUGCAGCAGUCAGACAAAUUAGUCUCGACGCCAAAACUUAUCGGUUAUUUGCUAAUGUUUGAUCACAUCAGAUGGUAGCGGUAGAAGCUAGUGUGUAUGAUUUAGUGCUUCAGGGAACCUUUGCAAUUGCAAAUGAAACUCUAAUCUUAUCCUGAGGUCA